Molecule: messenger RNA, 621 nt
Organism: Miscanthus lutarioriparius
Lineage: Eukaryota; Viridiplantae; Streptophyta; Magnoliopsida; Poales; Poaceae
Source: the annotation of a GenBank genome assembly
AUGGCCGCGCAGUCCUUCCUCCUCGCCGCCACCGCCACAGCCACGACCGCUGCGCUGUUCGCCGCUCCCUAUUCCUCCGCACGCCCUUUCCACUCGGUCCACUUCGUCGCCGGCCCGGGGGGCGCCGCCGCCGCCAGGGAGCUCGUCGUCGCCGACGCCACAAAGAAGGCCGUAGUCGUCCUCAAGGGCACGUCCGAGGUCGAGGGCGUCGUCACGCUCACGCAGGACGACGAGGGACCUACAACCGUGAACGUCCGUAUCACUGGACUUACUCCUGGACUUCAUGGCUUCCACCUCCACGAGUUUGGUGAUACUACCAAUGGGUGCAUAUCGACAGGACCACAUUUUAAUCCAAACAAUCUUACACACGGUGCACCAGAAGACGAAGUCCGUCAUGCGGGUGACCUGGGAAACAUUGUUGCCAAUGCUGAGGGCGUAGCUGAGGCAAUCAUUGUUGAUACCCAGAUUCCUUUGAGUGGCCCAAAUUCAGUUGUUGGGAGAGCAUUUGUGGUUCAUGAGCUUGAAGAUGAUUUGGGGAAAGGGGGCCAUGAGCUCAGCCUCUCUACUGGAAAUGCUGGUGGAAGACUGGCAUGUGGUGUUGUUGGCCUGACUCCAUUGUAG